UCAAAGGAUUCCCUGACAGCGGUAGCUGAACAGCUCUUUUGACGUCAGGAACAAUCAUUACUUUCUCAUCCGGGUCUCCGCUCCCCCCCUCGAAUGCUAUUAUUUACUUUAUCAAGACCGGAGAACUCGCGCGAGCGGGUUUAGGCGUUUUUAUACAUACAUAUUCUGUGUAUGUUAUUAGAACGGGGGAAGCAGGACGUUUUGGAUUAUAUCCAGAUUAAUCUGGAGCUGAUCUGUUUGAACUGAAAAAAAAAAUCAAACGCGUGCACAGCGGGAGAGAAAAAAAAAUCUGGUCAGACUAUCCAAGUCUUUUACAGAUGAAUAUUUAAUGGAUCCGGGAUGGAGAUAGCCCUGGUAAGUUUUGAAAACGGCGGGGCUAAGGGAAGCGGGGGUAAUGCCGGAGAAGCCUGCUCGAAUGCGCUGAACCUUCCGCAAGCGCCCUUUGCGCAAACCGGGAUCGGCGAGGGCUACGGUAUGGAGGUAAACGCUCUUGGUAGCCUUCAGACGGGCUCGUGGAAAAUAAACGACAUGAACAACACUUUUAGCAGCAGCGAGAAUGCCAUGGACGCGCUCCUGCGAGCUGAUCACAGCCCCCAUCUGUUCGACGAGGACAUGCUGGAUAUGGACUUGGACAACGAGAGCAAUGAGAGGGUUUUGAUCAAUAUCGCUGGCUUGAGGUUCGAGACCCAGCUAGGGACCCUGAAUCAGUUCCCCGACACUUUGCUGGGGGACCCUGACAAGAGAAUGAAAUACUUUGACCCGCUCCGAAACGAGUACUUCUUUGACCGCAAUCGACCGAGUUUCGACGGGAUUCUGUAUUUUUAUCAGUCGGGCGGGAAAAUAAGGAGACCAGUCAAUGUGUCAAUUGACGUCUUCGCGGACGAGAUUCGGUUCUAUCAGCUUGGAGAAGAGGCCAUGGAGAGGUUCCGAGAGGACGAGGGUUUUAUUAAAGAUGAGGAGAAGCCCUUGCCCCAAAACGAAUUUCAGAAGCAGGUAUGGCUUAUUUUUGAGUACCCAGAGAGUUCCAGUCCUGCUAGAGGAAUUGCCAUCGUGUCUGUGCUUGUUAUCACCAUAUCAAUCAUUACCUUUUGCAUGGAAACGUUACCGGAGUUCCGUGACGAGAGAGAACUGCCAGCCACCGGCAGGGUAGACAAUGUCACGGAGACCCGGCCGACUCACUCCUUCUCCGAUCCCUUCUUUAUAAUAGAGACUACCUGCGUGAUAUGGUUCACAUUUGAGCUGAUUGUGAGGUUUUUCGCCUGCCCGAGCAAAUCCGAGUUCUCCAAAACGAUUAUGAACAUCAUCGACAUCAUGGCUAUAGUGCCUUACUUCAUCACUCUAGGCACGGAGCUGGCGGAACACCAGGGGCAGGGAAACAACGGCCAGCAGGCCAUGUCCCUGGCCAUUCUGAGGGUGAUUCGAUUGGUUCGGGUGUUCCGGAUAUUCAAGCUCUCUAGACAUUCUAAAGGACUGCAGAUUCUUGGGCAGACUCUAAAGGCCAGUAUGAGGGAGCUGGGCCUGUUAAUCUUCUUUCUCUUCAUCGGGGUCAUCCUAUUCUCCAGCGCGGUGUACUUCGCGGAGGCGGAUGAACCCGAGUCCCAUUUCUCCAGCAUCCCCGAUGCCUUCUGGUGGGCUGUUGUAACCAUGACAACCGUUGGCUAUGGAGACAUGAGACCCGUGACAGUAGGAGGCAAGAUCGUCGGCUCGCUGUGCGCGAUCGCCGGCGUGUUGACCAUCGCGUUGCCGGUGCCCGUCAUUGUGUCAAACUUCAAUUACUUCUAUCACAGAGAGACCGACCAGGACCAGUCGUCUCUCAAAGAUGAGCCCAGCUGUGACCCCGACAGCCCCAGUGGCGAACUGAAAAGGAGCCAAAGUAGGUCCUCUGUCAAGUCCACUGGCGACGUGGAAAACAACGAUGGUGCUGACUCGCCGGCCGAAAAAACGAACAUCAAAGCAAACAGCAGUAUGGACAUCAAAAGAUCCCUUUAUGCUCUCUGCUUGGACAUUAGGGAAACAGAUCUGUAGUUUAACCGUGUGUGUUCGAUCAGUAGUGACCAUUCACAACUUUUGCUACGAUGAGAUUUUAUUGUAGGCCUAUGAAUUAUUGUAGAAUAUACCCAGAAUAAAUUAUUGCUGCCCUGUUUAUGUUUUAUACAUAUGAUCAACAUGUUACAGCACAGUCCAAAACACUGGUGUUUAUUUGAAAAGCACAAAGGUAUCCAGCGGUCAGGUUUAUCAUAUCAUCUAAAUUACAAGUAUUUUGUUUGAAUGAUGACAUAUAUUAUUUGGCGCAGCGAUAAUGACGUUAACAACAGAAGCACGGCUUAUAUGCGAGACAAAAGUCGACUGUUGACAGAAUAACAAUAGGUACUUGUACUCUUAAGUAGGCUAUAUCACAGAAAGAUUAUGGUGUUGGCAGGCUUCAGUCGUAUAGGCCUUAACUGAGAUUGAGAGAAAACAACUGUCUACAUGACAGUCUAGGUGAACAUUAUGUCGUUUCUAAAAUUUCCCAAAAUUCUGCCAGUCAAUCCUAUGUUUACUAUAAAAAUACUUGUUGCAUCAUGGCCUACGUGCAUCUGACAAUAUGUACAUAUUUGUCAACGUUAAUAAUUUAUGGAAGGGUUUGUAGUAAUUAUGCUUGGUUAUGCUCCUGCUGAGACACUCUUUUUUGUAUAUGUAGCAAAAUAAUCAUAUGAAGCAGGUCGGUAUCAAUACAUCUUCUACCCUGUUUUCGUUGGCUAUUUUUAAUAUCGGAGAAGAUAUAUUUUUUACUACAACACACGUAUGACAGAUUUUUUGGAAGUUUACACUGGAACUGAAAUUACGAAGAGGACUUGUGGGAUAGUAUGCGAAGCCUGGGGGUUUUUUAAAAUGGUUGUAAACACGGCGCUUAGGCAUGGUCGGCAGGUGAAU
Molecule: messenger RNA, 2913 nt
Organism: Megalops cyprinoides (Indo-Pacific tarpon)
Lineage: Eukaryota; Metazoa; Chordata; Actinopteri; Elopiformes; Megalopidae
Product: potassium voltage-gated channel subfamily A member 2-like
Exons: 1
Coding region: 340-2025 (561 amino acids)
Biological process (GO): protein homooligomerization; potassium ion transmembrane transport
Cellular component (GO): membrane; voltage-gated potassium channel complex
Molecular function (GO): delayed rectifier potassium channel activity; protein binding
Source: RefSeq, a predicted model, not a curated record